Messenger RNA from Biomphalaria glabrata, 2341 nucleotides. RefSeq lists its product as uncharacterized. The coding region runs from base 315 to 2036 and encodes 573 amino acids. The transcript has 10 exons. Lineage: Eukaryota; Metazoa; Mollusca; Gastropoda; Planorbidae. The record is from RefSeq and is a predicted model, not a curated record.
ACUCAUUUAAGUGGGGGAAACUAAUGGGAAAUCUAUUUAGAAAACAAUGUAUCAACCUAAGGGACAUCACUCCUUGCGUAAACUACACUGAUGUAAAGUUUUUAAAGUAUUAAAUUCUCAAGAUGUUAGGCACAGAAGUGCAUGUCAUAACGUAGUGGCGACGAUCUCAUUCUGUGUUUUUAUAUUAUAGGAAACAAAGAAUAUACUUGGAUAUCUGAUAAAUAGCUAAGUGAAUUGGUUCUUUAAGGAGGGCGUUGCCACAAUGACAAUUAAUGUUCAUCGAAGUGAUGUAGGGAUAGUGAUGAGAAAGUUGUAUGUGUAUUACUAAACAUGAUACAAUUUCAUUUAAAAAAUUCAUGGAGGAGUGGCAUAUGAUUAUGCUUCAUUCGAAGAUACUAUAUAUGUACUUACAAAUAGGUUUUACAAUUGCUUUCUCUGACUGUGACCCGGCAGAAGAAGGCAAGCAGUACCAAAUUUCUGUCCAGUGGACUACACGAGCCAGCAACACCACGCUAACAGUGCGAAGGAAUGAUCAUAUGAUAGGCGGCUGUGACACUAACCACUGUUCCAGCUACUACUCACGAUUUAACAUAUGGAUGGAAGAAGUGACUGACCAACAGUUUGUCACACAUGUAACGAUAAAAAACGUCAUUCGAGAAGAUGCGAUUAACUGGACCAUCAGUCAUAUAGGAAACUUUGAUGUCAAAAGCUCAUUACUGUUUAGUUGUUUUCUUGUUACCAUAGUCAGACCAGACAAUGUCACGUGUCAUUCAGCAGAUUAUAUGAAUGGCCAUAAAGUCAGCUGUACAACAAACGUAAUCUUUCCUGCAGCAAAAUGUUUAUUCUUAGUUUAUAUCAACGGUAAGAAAAUAUCAGCCACCAAUAAUAUUGUGUAUGAAAAUAUGCCUAUGAAAUCAACAGAACUCCCGAUUGGGCAUUAUUUUAAGUCAAGCUGCACAUAUACGAUAUCAAAGUCCCUCAUGGAACCUGGAGAUUAUCUUAUAAAUGUUACAAUAGCACCGGAGAUAAUCAAGCCAGGAGAUGAAGAGAAAUAUGGAUUGACAACAACAAUACGUUUUCAUAUAGAAAGCUCCGAAGUAAAACUAGAAAACUGUCCGAGAAUAGUUGAAGUAAACACAACCAUCACGUGCACAUGUGUAAUCGUUGGGAAGAGAAAAACGUCAAACGUGAUCCGAUGGUACAGUCAAGAUGAUCGUCUUCUCCAUAACGGAAGCUCAAUCACACUAACAGGCAGUCAAUCGUUAACAGAAUACAAAUGUGAGGGCGAUGUCUAUCGUAAGUCAAAGAAUCCUUCAGUUGUAUAUAGUCCAGUGGUGCUAGAUACCAAGAAAAAUAUCAACUGCAGCAUUGAAGAAACAAAUGAAAACAUACAAGUGAUUUGUUCAACACAUGAAAUUUGUUCAAGAGUUUCAUGCAUUUUUAAUGUUACUUACAGCAGGACUGAUACUGGUUUAGAGAAUUCUCGUUAUGUGACAUCUACACUUGAGGAACACAGCAAUUGUUCCACUUGUACAUUAUAUCUCAAAAGAUCACACUUUGACAGUGCUGGAGUGUACAACAUCAAAAUAACAUUCUCUCUUAACACAUCAGAUAUCAGUCAACACAUUGUAUAUGAAGCCAACAGUUUUCUACAAUUUUUUAAAGUGGAUGACAGCCAUAGAAGAGACAAGACAAGUGCACGAUUUUUUCAGAUAGUAUCUAUUUCUUCAGUGGCAGCAGUUCUAUUUUUGAUGAUGUCCUCAGCUCUUAUUUAUAUAGCAGUUCUUCAGAAGAGAAAGAAACAGAGGAAAAUAGAAAUUCGUAACUCAGUGAAAAAUGUAAAGACAUAUGAGAACAGAUUGUCCAUACAGUCAGACCACAACUAUGAAUGUAUGCAACCAGAAGAUCACUAUGACAGAUGUGUUGACUUGGUGUGGGAUGAUAUGGUCAGACAGCAGGAUCAGCCGAUACAAGACAUAAUUGAUACAGAAUACAUCACCCCCAUAGAAACAGAACAUAUUCAUACUCCAACAUAAUGAGUGUUACUAGAUACAUUGCAAACUUUACACAGAAAUGAUUAAAAAACUAUCAAACGUUUAUCCUAUAAAGAAGAUACAAGCGCCACCUAUUGAAAUAAUGUAAAAUAACUCCUUGUUCCCUUGGAAAUGUAUGUUUUUUCUUAUGCAUCAUAUUGUCCUGAAAUGUUAGAUUGUGUUUAAUCAAUGCAUCACUUAUUGAAAUGUUUCAAAAUCAUAAUUACUCUGAAAAACUUUGUAUUGUUUGUGAAAUGAAAAUUUUUUAAAAAAUUGAAUAAAGCUUAUUGUUAUUAUUUAACUUAAAA